Molecule: messenger RNA, 4248 nt
Organism: Hippocampus zosterae (dwarf seahorse)
Lineage: Eukaryota; Metazoa; Chordata; Actinopteri; Syngnathiformes; Syngnathidae
Gene: evc
Product: evC complex member EVC
Exons: 19
Coding region: 246-3269 (1007 amino acids)
Biological process (GO): smoothened signaling pathway
Source: RefSeq, a predicted model, not a curated record
GCAACAAUGUUGUUGUCGCCGAUUGGUCAAAAACUUUAAACUGGUCAAAUUUUUCAUUAAAAAAGAACUGUAUUUUAUGUUAGUUCGAACAUGUAAAGAUUUAGCAAGGCCCGGGUGCGGUUAAAGACAGAUAAUCUCAGGAAUGUGUUCAUGGUAACAAUGGUAACCAUCGCUUUGUUGUGAGGUUUUCAUCAACAUCCCGAUUUUAUUGGGGAAAACUUGUGUGGAACUGCGACCCUCGAGACAUGUCCGACCAGGAUUUAGUCGUUAAAUGCAGUGCUAACGUUUUAGUCAAUUAUGUUGAGUCGCUGCACGUCUACACAGGGCUGUUAACAGUGGCUACAGUUUGUGGUGGACUGUCGGGAAUAUUAGCUGCUGCCCUUUUGUAUGUGUUCUGCCUGAAGACUUUAAUUUUCACCAGACAGGGGAACAAUGCAAGGAGGCUUCUUGAAUCUCAUGAUGGAGAAUUGGAAAACAACACCAGCGAUCAUGCCCGCAACGACAGAAAAGAGGCUCCGCCUGCCACAGCUAGUGACAAAGAGAAGAAGCAGGAACCCACGAAUAAUGACGUUGCGGCAUUUGCAUCAAGAGCAAAAGUGGUGUACCCCAUCAACCAAAAAUAUAGACCUUUAGCAGAUGGAGCAUCCAACCCGUCUCUUCAUGAAUGCUCCAAGUUGCCAACAAUGCCAAAGGACGAUUCGUCAUCCUCCUUCACAGAAGGAGAGUCCUUAAGCCAAGAGCUGGACAACGAUGACGGCAGCCAGUUCAUCUCCUCCUCAUCAGUCCCCAAGAACCUGCAGAACCAGAGCUUUGUCAGGGUCUCCCAUUACUCUUACACUCUGACACAAACAGGUUUUGAAGCAAAGAUCAACCUCCAUUGUUUAGCCCUGAAGGAUGUACAACAGUUUUGCUCUCAACUUCUGGAAGAAAAAUAUUUCAUUUUCCUUCAAAUGGUGAAAAAAAUAUUUUGCAGCCAUUUUCCAAGAGACAAAAAAGAUGCAGAGUUCACCAAGCGCCUUCUUCAAAUGCAGCAAAAGGAAGUGGAAGAGCUAACGAAACAGCUGCCGACGGGCCAUGCUGUCAGCGAUGACGGUGUUGAUGCUCCUUGCACUUUGGAGGAAAUGGAAAGAUCGCAAAAAGAUUUUCUUGAAGGCAGCCUUCAAAUGUCUAAACGUUUCAGCAAAAUGGUGGAGGAGCUCUGCCAGCAUGUGAUGAAGAGAACCAGCAGUUUCACUGUGGAUGAAGCACAUGAUUGUACACUCUCUCUCAACCAGACUCUUGUCUUGGUUGAGAAUCACCUCAUGAAAGCUCAAGAGGCGCAAAUUAUGCAAAUCCACCAGAAGCUCUUAUGGUGGGAGGAGCUGACGGGGCUUCUCCAAUCCCAACCGGCCCUAGUACAGCAGGAAGCGUCUCUGAGGCAGGCCUUGAUGGCUACGGCCCUGGAGCAGCUGAACAGCGAGAAUGUUUUGACUUUCAGCUGCAUGGAAACGAUACUUUCGCAAGUGCAGCAUGCGCAUGCAGAGGGCCUUCGACAAUGCAGAGAGGAUUACAUGAGGAGAACAAAGGAGUUGCUGGUUGAAAAGUGUAACAAAAUGGAGGCAAAGCGAAAAAAACUUUGGACGAGCCAGGACAAAGAGAGGAGUCGUUUACUGGAGCUACGACAAACUCACGGUGACCCAGAGCAGCUGUCAAAGGAGUACCAAGAGCUAUCGUUAAAACAAAGGCAAAAGCUUUACGAUCUGGAACUACAACAGGACGACCGGAUGGCUGAAAGCCUCUGCAACGUUUGGACAGUCGGUCUUUUCAAUACGCUCCAGUAUUUCUCUUCAUGCACCCUGUUUCAUGUACACAACCAUUACUUUGACCGCAACAUGUCUUCUGUUCAGAAACUCCGCAGCACCUGGUCAAAGAGGCUUGAAGAAGGAGCCAAGGACAUCUUUUGCAUGUCCGUUACCACCCAGUGCAAGCUGUCUCACGAACGCUGUCAAACGCUGUGGUUGGACGUAGAACAGCAGUUUGCCGCGCAGCAGCAGCAGGCGGAGAGAACGAUCGCACUGCAAAUGGACCAGAUACACACUCAAAUUGAACAAGAUCGGCAGGUCUGGACUGAGUCACGAGCUCUGAUGCAUGCAAGCCUCAAGGAUCUAAAGAACCAGCAGACGGAAAUCCUGCGGGCCAUGGUGGUCAGUCAGAGCUACACACUGAACAGUCAUGUUGGGAAGUUGCUGGACAAGAAACACGAGCAUCUGCUGGCAAGCGUGCAGCGCCAAUUCAUGGCCAGACACUUUUGUCUGCACUUGCUCAAAGAGAUGAGGCUGUCCAAACUGAAGGUUCUGUCUCGGAGAGACUUUCGAGCUCUGCUGAUGCAAGACCCCGCCACAGUCCCGCCGUGCGUUGAUUCAGCUGUCAAGGAAAGCAGCGCUAGCCUAGCAGAAAAGCAUCUGGGUCCAGAGAGUCAGCUGGUGAGCCACAGUUUCCAUCAGGAGUUCCUGUCUGAGCUGGAAACGGGGACGGAGAUUCUUAUAAAUCAUUCGCAGUUGGUGCUCGGCAACGCCCUCAGCUUCGCCGUCUUACGGUUGAUGGAAGGUCGGCUGUCUGAAUCACAAAGCUGCUCCAGGCGUGAUGACGCCUCGAAGCGCCAUCUCACAGAGGCUGCUUCUGAGAGCGUAUACGUGACCAAAGAUUCUCUAACUGCUCUCGUCCAAACCUACUAUUCUCAUUUACAAGAUAUCGCUCAAAAACUACGGCCACAUCAGUCAAACACAAACCUUGAUGUGACUUUGGAAGACUCGAGUGGCAAUCAGUUGAACAAAGCUUUGCUGAGGGAGCUGGAUAACUGGGGGAGGAAACCCGCCUCUGCUAAGUUGCAACAGAGGGUUGAAUUCCACAAAAGGAAGAUUUUAGAGCAGUGUAAUCUGGAACAGGAGAUGAAGUGCGAGGACCUGAGACGAAGAAAAGUAGCCCAGGACCAGGACUUUGAAAGGAUCAAUGUUCGACUGCAGGAAGCUGAAAGAAAGUUCAUGAGUGAUUUGGCAGCAUUGGCUCGGGUUUCCCUCCACAGUCCGGAUGCAGAAGACGGCGAUGAAGAUGACGACGCAGGGAAGCCCGUGUUCUCUGGGGAAGAGAUGACCUCGAUAAUGGACCUCCUUGCUCGGAACCCAGCUCUAGAUCCAGCCUUGAAUCCUUUACUGACUCCAACAGUUGUCACUCCAGCCACAUCAAAACCGACAAAAAAGAAAAGAAGACGGCAAGAAGCUCAGAACAGUUGAAUGCAAAUAUAUUUUUAUACAUUUGGGACUAGAUAUAGGGUUUUAUAUAUUUAAAAAAAAGAUGAACUAAUUUUUGGAGGGUAUUUUUCCAUGUUUUAUUUUUUUUCUACCUCACUGUUUAGGUGUUCAUAUAGUGGCAUUCACAAUCACAAAUGUGGCCAAUUUAGAGUCUUCAACGAGGAAUGUUUGUGACUAAAAACUUUAGAACUGAGGCAAAUGUGCUAACCACUAAGUUUCUGCCUCACGUGUACAUACUGUGAAUAUAGAUGGCUAAAAGGUCCACCUUACUUUUAAGUGCUGUUUUGAAAUUGAGUGACAAAAACAAAGUCCGUGCAUUAAUUCACCAGUAGUGUUCACCAGUCAAGUGAUCACUCACUAUGCUGAUGUUUGCCUUGGAUAUUUUCGAAGGAUUGUUACAAGCCGACAAAAGCAAACGUCCUUGCAUCAGUUCUUUGCAAAACACCAGGCAAAAACCACUUCUGAGAGAGAACAUGAACGAAAGAGGGCAAAAAACUACGAGGGCGUAGUUAAACGUUAAAUGACCAUCAUUUGCAUAAGUCUCAUUUAUUGUGAAGUAAUUGUAACAUGUAUUUGUUACAUAUUUUGAUGCAUGUUUAUGCUUCAUAAAACAUUUAUGUCUGAAAUUUGGGAAGCUUGGAACAGAUUAGGGCAUUUACAUGGUAAACGCGUCUCUACUUACAAAAAUUUUCUAGUGAAGAAAUUUCUUCCAGAACAUAUUAAUUUCGUAAGUAGAGGUACCACUGUAUUUUUCCAUGUGUUUUUUUGUGAGACAAAGCCAACAAACAUUCUUCAUUUAUAGUCACUCUGGCCGGAAAUGUUGGUGUUCAAGUCGGGUUCCCUUACAUUCAAUGACACUGACAGAGGUAGUACGUAGGUUGGGGGAGUUAUUUGUUACUGGUAUUCAUCCAAAAGGAAUCAAAUAUUGUAUGUACUUACAUAUACUUACUACACAUUGCAA